AAUGCAGCGGGGUAAUGUAUUAACAUGGCGUCAAUGGUUGCUGUUUUGACCAGGGCCGUGGGAUUUGAAAAACACCAUGUAGAGCAGAACCAUGGAGACAACUAAACAAUAAUCCGUAAUCAACUUCAGAGCUCGAAAGUAAGUUUAGACGCGCUCGUCUGUGUCGUAAAGAUCGAAGUCGGAUUUUUUUUUCUCUCUCUUUAAUGACUUGCUGCUGUGUGGCAACUGGGUGCCAGUAUUAUUUAUUUCCCGUUAGCUGUUAGCUCAACCGGACAACCGGGCACAGCGGCUAACGGUAGGUAAUUAAGCUCACGGAGACAGCUAACAGCAAAGAGUCCCCAGGAAGUCAGCGUGAAGCCUUCCUAUAACACAGGAAACAUAUUCUGGUUUCGAUGACUUUAGGUAGCCUGCCUCCCUGGUCAUCCUCAGCGUGGUGUUGACUCCACCAGGGACAAGAGCAGCAGGACAGGAGGGAUGGAUGGGUCCAGAAGUCCAGUAAAAUCAGUAAAACAGUCUCAGCCCCGAGGAGCCAAAGCUUCGUCCAACGACAAGUCGAAUAAAGAGGCUCCCGCGCAGAGAGAGGGCGCCAAGUCCGCCGGCCGCAGCAAAGAAAACCCCACCGCUGCGAAGGAUGAACAUAACAUAGGCGGCCAGGGGAGUCGCGGGCAAGGCAGGACUUCCGCAGAUACACCCGACAAGAGGAGAGGACGGCCCUCCAGGCUCACCAGACUAAGUGGAAGAACUAGUUCCGGGGAGAGAAGCAAAGGAAAAGUGGCAGGCCCACAACAGCAACAACAACAGCAGCAGCAGCUGGCGGCACAAGCGCCUGACUCCAGGGCGUCUCUUUCUGCGGAUAGCAGCCCCUCAGCGUACAGAGAGACCAGCUCUCCCGUAGCGCCCGGUACACCUGAGAAAGGCCUCGCAGAGCAGGAGAAAAGCUCCACCGUCACUCCAGCAAAGGAAAAGUCUCAUGGGGUGAAAGCUGCAGCAUUGAUGCAUCAGUCUAUUGAAGGGAGGACAGAGGUGAGGCCCAUUGUGGAGGAAGGACCGCUGACAGAGCAACAGCUGGGCCUCCGACAGGCAGAGGAACGCCUCUACAGAGACUACAUCCACCGACUGUUGAAACAGUCCCCCGAGUACCCGAACUACCAAUACUUAUGCAAGCUCUGUUCUGUGCACAUUGAGAACAUCCAAGGAGCACACAAACACAUCAAGGAGAAGAGACACAAGAAGAACAUAAUGGAAAAACAGGAGGAGAACGAACUGCGUGCCCUGCCGCCCCCCUCCCCCUCCCAGCUGAGGGCCGUGGAUGCCGCCGUCCUGGAAACAGCCAGAGAGCACGGGAUCUCAGAGGAGGACUUCGAAAUCCGGAAGGCCAUGGUCGUCAGGAUGGAGGAGAUCAUAAAGAAGCACCUCUCAGCCUGUUCUCUCCGUCUCUAUGGUUCCUGUCUUACCCGAUUUGCCUUCAAGACGAGUGACAUCAACAUCGAUGUCACCUACCCUUCCUCAAUGACACAACCUGAGGUCUUGAUUCAAGUGCUGGAAAUCCUCAAGAACAGCCCUGAAUUCUCCGAGGUUGAGUCAGACUUUCAUGCCAAAGUUCCUGCCGUUUUCUGUCGGGAUGUCAGCAAUGGCUUGAUGUGCAAAGUGAGUGCAGGCAAUGAUGUUGCUUGUCUCACCACCAAUCACCUGGCAGCCCUGGCUAAACUGGAGCCCAGAUUGGUCCCCCUUGUACUGGCCUUCCGCUACUGGGCAAGGCUGUGUCACAUCGACUGCCAGGCUGAAGGCGGCAUCCCCUCGUACUCCUUCGCCCUCAUGGUCAUCUUCUUCCUGCAGCAGAGGAAAGAGCCCAUCCUCCCCGUCUACCUGGGCAGCUGGAUCGAAGGCUUUGACUUGAAACGUGUGGACGAGUAUCACCUGACCGGAAUCACGGCGGACAUGUUUGUCCGGUGGGAGCACAGACCUCCGAGCUCCAACGACGGACGAGGGGAGAAUCGGAACGAGGCCAGAGGGGAAGGCAGACCCAAACCAGAGCAGAACAAAUCUGACGACGCUCACUAUUCAGAGGGCUUGAGCCGCCUGACCUUGGAUCUGGAUAAAAGUGUGUCGCUGGGCCAGCUGUGGUUGGAGCUCCUGCGUUUCUACACGCUGGAGUUCGCUCUGGAAGAAUUCAUCAUCAGCAUCCGCUUAAAGGAGCUCCUCUCUAGGGAAGUGAAGAACUGGCCUCGUCGCAGACUCGCUAUCGAAGAUCCUUUUGCCUUGAAGAGGAACGUUGCACGAAGCUUGAACAGCCAAAUGGUGUUCGAGUACAUCCAGGAGCGUUUCCGUACAGCCUAUAAAUACUUCGCCUGCCCUCAGAGAAAAGGCACGGGGGGGCGUCAGAGAAGCAAGAAGGCUGGCAAGCAAGGCGCCAAGUUGGACGGAGUAGAGAAGAAGGAGGCCGCAUGUGAGAACAAGGAAGAGAACGACGGGAAAGGGGAAAAAAGGCGAAGCGGGCUCAAGAGGUCAAAGGAUGACGAAGAACCUGAGAGCGACGACGAAGAUGGUUCGGAUCCGUCCAGAGAGAAGGAUGAUGAGGAGAUGUUAGAUGCCAGCCUCAUGGACCUGGUCCUCAGUGAGGAGAACAGACCCGCUGAGCGGCCGGCGAGCGCUUCCCUCUCCCCCAACGGCCUGCUGGACAGUGACAAGGAGGGGGAGGACGAGGACGAGGAGGAGAACGGCGUUUCGGACAAAGAGGGGAUUGUGGCAUCAGAGGAUCUGCACUAUGUGUUUGAUAAGAUGAUUUUCACUGGCGGGAAGCCUCCGACUGUCGUUUGCAGUAUCUGCAAACGAGAUGGUCACCUGAAGGACGAGUGUCCCGAAGACUUUAAGAAGAUUGAGCUGAAGCCUCUGCCUCCCAUGAACGACCGCUUCCGAGAUAUCCUCGACGGGCUCUGCAAGCUGUGCUACUAUGAAUUGUCACCUACACAUGCUGAGCAGCAGAAGAGGGAGCAGAUCCUCGCCAGCCUGGAGAGGUUCAUAAGGAAGGAGUACAACGAUAAAGCUCAGCUGUGCUUGUUCGGCUCCUCCAAGAACGGCUUCGGUUUCCGUGACAGCGACCUUGACAUCUGUAUGACUCUGGAGGGUCACGAGACUGCAGAGAAACUGAACUGCAAGGAGAUCAUCGAAGGUCUCUCCAAAGUAUUAAAGAAGCAUACAGGUCUGAGGAACAUCUUGCCUAUCACAACAGCUAAAGUGCCUAUUGUGAAGUUCGAACACAGACAGAGUGGUUUAGAGGGAGACAUCAGCCUCUAUAACACCCUGGCUCAACACAACACCAGAAUGCUGGCGACGUACGCAGCCCUGGACCCACGCGUGCAGUUCCUGGGAUACACCAUGAAGGUCUUUGCAAAGCGCUGUGACAUCGGCGACGCGUCCAGAGGAAGUCUGUCGUCUUACGCUUACAUCCUGAUGGUGCUUUACUUCCUGCAGCAGAGGCAGCCACCAGUCAUUCCCGUCCUGCAGGAGAUCUUUGACGGGAACACGGUUCCCCAGCGGAUGGUAGAUGGCUGGAAUGCUUUCUUUUUCGAUGACCUUGAGGAUCUGCGUCGGCGUCUGUCCGAGCUGCAGCCCAACACGGAGUCGGUGGGGGAGCUGUGGUUGGGUCUCUUACGCUUUUACACAGAAGAGUUUGACUUCAAAGAGCACGUCAUCAGCAUCCGUCAAAGGAAACGUCUCACCACCUUUGAGAAACAGUGGACCAGCAAAUGUAUCGCUAUAGAAGAUCCCUUUGAUUUAAAUCAUAAUCUUGGUGCUGGAGUCUCUCGCAAAAUGACAAACUUCAUCAUGAAGGCCUUUAUAAACGGGAGAAAGUUGUUUGGAACUCCGUUCUACCCCGUCCCCAGCACUGAAGUGGACUACUUCUUCGACUCGAAGGUUCUAACGGACGGCGAGUUGGCGCCCAAUGACAGGUGCUGCAGGAUCUGCGGGAAGAUCGGACAUUACAUGAAGGACUGUCCCAAGAGACGCAGGAUGAAGAAGAAGGAAAACGACAAAGACGAGGACGUAAAAGACGAGGAGCGGGAGCCGAAGGACAGACGAUGUUUCCAGUGUGGAGACAUGGGUCAUGUACGAAGGGACUGUCCAGAGUACCGCCAUCUAAAACAGAGGGUCACCGGGGCACCAGUUCACAUGGUACGAACAAUGGUGAGCUCCCAGUCCAUCCCCAUUCCCCAGGCAGCUGCAGACUGUCCUGGAAGGACCAGACUACCCUCCGAAUGUUCGGACAGUCGGCAGACUCCUCCCUACUCCCCGCAGCCCACCAGUGUCCCUCAGAGUUCCUCCCAGUCCUCCAGUUCCCCCCAGCCCUCCCACGGUAAGACCAGUUCUGCUGGUCCCCCGAAGCAGCCCGUUCACCCGCAGGUCCCCCUGUCUCUCUUCAGCUUCCCUACGUCCCACCCAGGCCAGUACCAUCCCGGGGCACUCACCACACUGGGGCUUCUUCCCUCCCACCAGCACCAGUCGCAGGGUCAGCCUCAUCACCCAGUCCACAUCCCUUCCACCUCCUGGCCCAUCCACGGACCAGUCCUCACCACGUCCUCUCCCACCGCCCCCUCCCCGCCCGGCCUGAAAUUCGCUCUGCGCUCGGCGUCGGGGAACGGGAGUCCCACAGGCUCAGGGGGCAACCCCAGCCCCAUGAACCUGAACGACCCCAGUAUCAUCUUCGCCCAGCCGGCGGGGAGACAGCUGGGCAUCGGCGGGCCUGGACGGGAAGGACACUGGCACAACCACAUGGCACAAGCUGGGUCACUCAUGGGAAAUGGCACUGUAGUCAAGUCAGACUCGGGCCACCCCACCCAGUUCGUCGGUGUGAACCAAGGCCAUCGGUUAUGGGAGCACAAUAAAACACCCCAGUACACUCUGUCUCCAUCCUGGCCCUACCGGAUGCCCCAGAACUUCAUCCAGCAGGGCAACGGAGGCUACCAGCCCAGCAAGCCCUACGUGGCACAAGGUUCUGUGGUGCAUCCUAAUCCCAACUUCCCGCUGGUUCCCCACGUCAGACAUCAAGUCAAUCUGAAUUUCAUCCAGCAGAAGAAAUGAAUUUGCAGCUCCUUUUAAAAUCGGGUUCAUGGUCAGUAACAACGAAACAAAGCAGCAUUAUGUACUCUUUGCAUCAUUUGAUCACAAGGAUUUUUAAAAUGAAUUUUAUCAUUUUUGUACAGUUUUUAUGUUUUAUUUUUUUGUCUCAUUACAUUGAUUUGUGAUACAAAUGUCAAAUAUUUUAAUACCCCCAUUUUUGAGGGGGUCCAAAAAAGUGUUUUUAUUUUAUGUGUAAAGUAAGGAGGAAAAAAAUGUAAACCUUUAUUUUUAUUAGCUGUAUUCAUACUUUGCUUGCCACAAGAUGAAGGCUUUGAAUAGACGUUUGUUUUAAAAACAAUCUAACAUGUCACCCUAGGUAUGUAGUGCCAAACGCAGGGAUAGCAAGAAAAAAGGGAAAAAAAUCUUAAAUAUUUGAAAAAAAAACCCUAAAAAAAAAAUAAAGAAAAAAGCAAACAA
This is a messenger RNA of Thunnus maccoyii (southern bluefin tuna), 5535 nucleotides long. It is a transcript of the gene tut4, whose product is annotated as terminal uridylyl transferase 4. The transcript has 30 exons. The coding region runs from base 475 to 5079 and encodes 1534 amino acids. The record is from RefSeq and is a predicted model, not a curated record. Gene Ontology annotation, molecular function: RNA uridylyltransferase activity; zinc ion binding; nucleic acid binding. NCBI's taxonomy places the organism in Eukaryota, Metazoa, Chordata, Actinopteri, Scombriformes, Scombridae.